CCCCCCGCGUGUCGCUGCUGUGCCCGCAGCUCACGCGGGCUGGUGCGUGAGGAGCAGUGAGUUUGCGGGGCAGUGAUGAAGACAAGUGGUAGAUGAGCUGCGGCUGCCACGCGCGCACGGAUCCCGCAGGCUCAGCUCGGUGCUCCGGAACAAAAGAUGAAAUCCCGGAGUCAGGAUCAGAGUUUGUCAGAGUCCACAGACCUGGACAGAUCUCACGACCCGCUCACAGGUAAUCCUCCAUACAAAUCCAAUAAAAAGACCAUAAAGCAGCGGCUCCUCAAACUGCUCCCCUGCUGUCGCUCUGGGUCCAACGCUUCAGACAAUCCAAGAAGUAUAGCUGAUGAUGGAGAACUGUCAACAGUGCGUUACAGACCGGAGGGGCUCGACCGUCUUGUACAGCAGACCAGCUUCAACAAGAAGGAGCUGCAGGUCCUUUACCGAGGAUUCAAGAGCGAGUGUCCGAGCGGUGUGGUGAACGAAGAGACCUUUAAAAGCAUCUACUCCCAUUUCUUCCCUCAGGGAGAUUCCAGUAUGUACGCGCAUUUCCUGUUUGAAGCUUUCGACACCCACAACAAUGGAGCGGUUAACUUUGAGGACUUUGUUAUCAGUCUGUCCAUCAUCUUGAGAGGCUCCACCAUUGACAAACUCAACUGGGCUUUUAAUCUGUACGAUCUCAACAAGGACGGCUGCAUCACCAGAGAGGAGAUGACAGACAUCAUGAACUCCAUCUAUGACAUGAUGGGGAACUAUACGUACCCCAACAUGAGGGACUGCGCCCCCAAGGAUCAUGUGGACAUCUUCUUCCAGAAAAUGGACAGGAACAAAGACGGGGUGGUCACCAUUGACGAGUUCCUGGAGACGUGUCAAAAGGAUGAAAACAUCAUGCAGUCCAUGCACAUGUUUGAUAACGUGAUCUAAAGCUGAUUGGACGUGGAUUUCUCUCCUGCUUGGAGCUCCUCAGUAGUUCAGUUCUUCAGCCCUGUGGACGGAGUGGGUGGUGUCUCUGAGAGUGGAGACCUGAGGAUAUAUAUACUGUAUAUAUAUAUAUAUAUAAACCUCAAACCAGCUUUUCUUUUAUUAUAUCGGUGAACGGAUUAGGUUGAGGGAAGGAGGUGAAGUCUCGCUCCAAAAUGACUUGACUCAUGCGUAAUUUCUUUUUUUGGAAUGAGUGAAGGGAAUGAAAGGUGGAUUCUGGUAUUUCAAGAUAUUGAUAGAAGCUCAACAUCAAAACGCAUCAAUGGACAGAUGCAUGAAGAAAACAGCAGAUUUUCACAUAAGGCGACGGCAGUUUGAACAUCCUGGGACUUCUUCACCGCGAUGAUGAUUAUUCCUCUGUUGCAUGUAUGAAACACAUGAGCGACUGAAUGAGCAGACACAAGGAACAAAUGGAAUAAAGCCCAUAAUGUUG
Molecule: messenger RNA, 1408 nt
Organism: Hippoglossus stenolepis (Pacific halibut)
Lineage: Eukaryota; Metazoa; Chordata; Actinopteri; Pleuronectiformes; Pleuronectidae
Product: Kv channel-interacting protein 2
Exons: 9
Coding region: 157-918 (253 amino acids)
Biological process (GO): regulation of potassium ion transmembrane transport
Cellular component (GO): voltage-gated potassium channel complex
Molecular function (GO): calcium ion binding; potassium channel regulator activity
Source: RefSeq, a predicted model, not a curated record